Messenger RNA from Naumovozyma dairenensis CBS 421, 1932 nucleotides. RefSeq names its product putative ubiquitin-protein ligase ASI1 (gene ASI1). Gene Ontology annotation, molecular function: ubiquitin protein ligase activity. The record is from RefSeq and is a predicted model, not a curated record. The transcript has a single exon. Gene Ontology annotation, biological process: ubiquitin-dependent protein catabolic process; protein ubiquitination. The coding region runs from base 1 to 1932 and encodes 643 amino acids. NCBI's taxonomy places the organism in Eukaryota, Fungi, Ascomycota, Saccharomycetes, Saccharomycetales, Saccharomycetaceae.
AUGAAUUCAACAUCACUUUUAGAAAAUGCGCCAUAUUUAAAUCAAUCAUCACAUAUCCUAAUACCAGAAACAUACCAUUCCUUAUCAUUUAUUAAUUAUCUCUAUCAAAUAAUAUAUUCAUUCAUUGCUGCUGUAAAACAACAAUACCAAAAUGAUAGAAAUAUGGUAAGAGAACAUCUGGGACUGACACGGCUUUUAAAUAUAUUGGAAUUCUUCUUUAAUGGAUAUGCAUUAUCAUGUCUUUUCAUUGCAUUACUUUUAAAUAAAUUCAUUACUUUAGUUAAUCAAAGAUCACCACAGACAACCAACACUCUUAGACCUCAACAACCUAAGAAAAUGAUAUCGCAAACAGUUGCGUCUAUAUUCCAUAUCUCUGCUCUAAUUCCUUUAAUUUAUUCAUUGAUUCAACCAUUCAUUAGAAAUACUUCUUAUUCGAUGUUAAAUAAUCAAUAUUUCCUAUCCAUAUCGUAUACUAUAUUUUCAUAUUCGUUUAUUAUUGAGACUGUGGUAUCUACUCUGUCUCAAUUGACUCCAUUGGAUGGAUCAGAUUUUACAAUCUUUGAAAUAGCCAUCCAAUUCUUCAUGAUGUCGAAUUAUCAAUAUGAUAACGAUUAUCAGAAUAAACUAUAUUUAUUGGAUUGGCUAGUUGCAAUUUCCAACAGAAUAUUAAUACAUAUAGUGGAAUUGUUUAAAAUUAGAAAAUCAAGAUUAAUUAUAAGUACCAUACUAAACGUAACUCAUUUAUUGACAAUAAGUUGGUUCAUUAUUACAAAAGGUUGGUAUGAAAAUCUCCCAAGAUCAACUCGUUACAGACAUCUACCGAAAUUAUUCUCACUGGGUAUAAUCUUUACAUCAUUUAUGGUCUAUUUAUUAGCUUGUCUAGUUAGAUUCAACGGUAAUGUGAAGAAAUUUAAUGAAAGUUUGAAAAACUUAGAAUAUUAUAGUUUUUAUCAAAAUUGGACUAGUAAUUUAAAUUGUUCAGGUGAAGAAGAUUUCACCACUGUUGUUACUAAAUUGGCUAUGUUAUUGACUUCUGAAAUGGCUUCAAAUAAUCUUAGAAUUAGAAUGAGAUUUAAUUCAAUUAACGUUCCACAAGAUAUUAAUCCAAGUUUAUUACCUCCAAGUGAGAAUAUAUCACUAGAAAAACAAAGGAAUGAACGUCUGAAUGAAGAUAGAUCAUCUGGUUCAUCAUACUCUAUAAAGAAAAUAUGGCAUACCUCUCAUACUUACCUGCUCAAGAGGUUUAUAAGGAAUCAAUCAGAAGUUAUAGAACCAUGCAAUAUAUCUUCACAAGAACAACAAUUAGGUAACAUAGAGGAACAACAAGAAGAGAUACCUGAUGAAUUAGGUAUCAUUAAAACUGAGUUUACAGGAGAAGACGAAGAAGACCGAGAGUAUAUUUACGAAGAAACAAUAUCUGAAUUAGAAUCUGUAUCUUCCAAUUCAAAUACUGAAAUAUUAAUUGACCAGGAAGAACUUUUAGAUUUGCUCUUACCUGAAGAAUAUCAUGAUGAAAACGACCAUAGCUGUGACCACAACGCUGCUUAUAAUAAUAACGUUACCCUCGGUGAUGGCAGUGAUUGGUUUACUUCGUUCUUUCCAAUUUUGAAAUAUCAUCAAAAUAUGACUAAUGAAAACGAAAUAUUAACAAGAUCAAAAUAUUUGAACGACUUUUAUGAAAAGAAAAAUUGUCAAAAUUGUAACAAUGAAAAGACAAAGGACAAGGAUGCGGAUAUGAAGGAUGAAGUUUUCGAUCCAUCCUGCGUUGUUUGUAAAACAAAUGAGAGGAAUGUCAUAUUAUGGCCAUGUAAAUGUUUUGCGCUUUGUGAAGAUUGUAGAGUGUCAUUAGCCCUUCGGGGUUAUAAAAAAUGUGUUUGUUGUAGAACUGAAAUUCGUGGUUUCAGUAACUUGAAAUCUAUCAAUUUUAAUUAG